This is a messenger RNA of Dromaius novaehollandiae (emu), 3229 nucleotides long. RefSeq names its product SCY1 like pseudokinase 3 (gene SCYL3). The record is from RefSeq and is a predicted model, not a curated record. The transcript is spliced from 14 exons. Gene Ontology annotation, biological process: protein phosphorylation. Lineage: Eukaryota; Metazoa; Chordata; Aves; Casuariiformes; Dromaiidae. Gene Ontology annotation, molecular function: protein kinase activity; ATP binding. Bases 336 to 2576 code for a protein of 746 amino acids.
CAUAUGCCCCUCUGGGAAAGCCCUGCGGUGGCUGGAGGCUGCCGAGGGCACAGCCUGAGCUCUCCCCCCUGCCCCAAGGCCCCGGCACCCCCAGCGCCCUGGCUGGACCCCCUGUCCCUCGGGGCACCCGGUGCGGCACUGCCGGGCCUUGGGGCGGGCUCUCCCUGCCCCCUCGCCUGGCUGAGCUGUUUGGGCUGUCAGAUGGUGCUGGGGUUGCUGCCGCCGCCGCCUCCUCCUCCUCCUCCUGUCCGUGAGGUGCCUGGCACUGCCAGGCCGCGCGCAGGGCCUGUUUGUCAUCGAGAAGGAACCUCUGCAACGGCCUAACGCUGCAAGUGAUGGGCUCGGAGAAUAGUGCUUUGAAGAGCUACGCACUGGAAGAACCACCGUUUACGCUGCCAACUGGACACACGAUUUACCCAGCUGUGUUGCAAGAUGGCAAACUUGCUUCAGUCUUUGUGUACAAGACAGAGAAUGAAGAUACAGUUAAUAAAGCUGCCAAGCACCUGAAAACCUUGCGCCACCCUUGCCUUCUGCGCUUUCUCUCCUGUACUGUGGAAGCAAAUGGGAUCCACCUGGUUACAGAACGUGUGAAACCUUUGGAGAUGGUCCUGGAGACACUCUCUUCUGCAGAAAUCUGUGCAGGGAUCUACGAUGUGUUGCUGGCUCUCAUCUUCCUCCAUGACAGGGGAAACUUAACACAUAACAAUGUCUGUUUGUCAUCUGUCUUUGUAAGUGAGGAUGGGCACUGGAAACUGGGAGGAAUGGAAACAGUCUGCAACUUUAAUGAAGCCACUCCAGAGUUCCUGGGUCAUGUGAAGUCCGUGCGAGACCAGUCGUGCAUCCCUUGUGAAGAGAUGUCUGCAGAUUUCAAAAUUCUACCCAACAGCUAUGGGUAUGCACGGGAUGCUUACGCAUUUGGAAUGAUGGUUGAAAAUCUCCUGACUGCCCUAAAUGAUCAGGUUUCAGCAGAUAUUCUCUCCAGCUUUCAGCAAACGUUGCACUGUACACUGCUGAAUCCAGAUCCAAAGUGUCGUCCACCACUGUCAAGCUUAUUGUCUCAUGAGUUCUUUAGGAAUGACUUUCUGGAAGUCGUGAACUUUCUGAAGACCUUAACACUGAAGUCUGAGGAGGAAAAAACUGAAUUUUUCAAAUUCCUGCUGGACAGAGUGGCCUGCUUGUCAGAGGAGCUGAUAGCAUCACGGCUAGUGCCUCUCUUACUCAAUCAGCUUGUAUUUGCUGAACCUGUAGCUGUCAAGAGUUUUCUUCCUCAUCUGCUGGGUCCAAAGAAAGAGCAAAUUGGAGAAAGCCAAACCAACUGCCUCCUGUCACCAGCCUUGUUCCAGACUCACGUGAUCCCUGUGCUGCUGAAACUAUUUGAGGUUCACGAAGAGCAUGUUCGGAUGGUGUUGCUGUCUCACAUUCAUGCCUACGCAGAACUGUUCUCUCAGGAAGAGUUGAAAAACAUCAUAUUGCCACAGGUACUGCUGGGCCUUCGAGAUACCAGUGACUCUAUCGUUGCAAUAACGCUGCACAGCUUAGCAGUUCUUGUCUCCCUGCUUGGACCUGAAGUAGUUAUAGGUGGCGAAAGAACUAAGAUUUUCAAAAGCUCUGCACCAAGUUUCAUGAAAACUACUGAUCUGUCUCCAGAAGACUCCCCCAGUCAUGUUGUAAGCAAUCGGAGAAAUCCACCCUCUCGGCCUGUGAAGAUUAACUCUAGUGUGUUCCCCAUCUCUGGAAAUGUACCUGUCAAGAAACAUUCUGUGCGACAAGACAAUCCACUGGCUUUAAAGACAGGUGAGCAAGACGUUCACCUCCCCCUGAAUGGAGUUCCUGGAAACAUUAACACACUAGGGAGCAGCAGGAGCUCUUUGACUGCCUCUGAAAAGCCAGCAGAGGAGUGGCCAGACUGGAGCGAGGCAGAGGAGACAGACACCGAGAAAACUGUGAACAUCCAAAUUCAGCCUCGAGAGUCAGAGGGCAGAGCAGGACCUUACUUUGCUGAUCGUGAUGUUGAUGAGAAGCCAUGGGAUGACUUUGAGCCCAGCAGCCCUAGUCCUGAACUGUCCUCAGGAACCUGCCUCACUGUGACACAAGCUGAUGCAGUUCAGCUGCAGAGGCCUCCACCAGGGACCCAUCCACUAAGCAAAGAAUUUAAAAGCCUCAAACUGAGUUCCCCUGCAACGUCCUACCCUGGGAGUAGCUGGAGCAAUGACAAGUGGGACCACCAGGAACAACUGGGAGAAACCUUUCGGGAAAGGUCAAAGUCUUCAUCAGAGUCUGGCCUAGGAGAAGAGUUCACUAUUCAAGUGAAAAGAAAACCUGUGCAAGACCCUGAGCUGGACUGGUUUGCUGAUAUGAUCCCAGACAUUAAACCAUCUUCAGCAAUCCUGAUUUUACCUGAAGUGAGGACAGAAGCAGUUGCUCCCAGUCACUCUGGUGCAGUAUCCAGCAGAGAAGGUGCCUCCCAGAAUAUGCUGUUUUCAUCCAAAUUUGCAGCAAUUGAUGUUACUGAGGCUGAAGCCACAGGCUGGGGUGAAGAGGAAGAGGUGAACUGGGAAGAUGAUACUAACUGGUGAUGGCACUGAAAGAGACAAAGGCUUUACAGCGUGCUGGAUUCUGUAAGAGAAGUCAUUGCUUCCACGGUAUAAUGGAUAAGUACCUCAGCACUGCUUUAGCUGGAAGACAGGCACUUGCUGCAGCAGUCAGCAAGAUCUCCCACAGGGCCUGAUCCCUUCCUUGCAAAGGAUGCUCUGUUCCAGCCUGUGCCAAAAACUGCAGGGGUGAGGCCUGCACUCAAGCAAUAUGCCCAGCUGCAGUGCAUGCCACUGCUACAGGAAGGAGGAAUAAUCUGAAUGGUGUGUCGGUGCUGACGUGCUACUGGAGGACAUGAGUGGUGUAAGCUAUUGUUCCAGAAAUCAUCGCUGCUCUGAAAAACUGAUGACAAUAAAUGAAAGUUACAUUCAGUUCUUUUGUUAAUGUGCCUUUUUUUCAGAAAAGCAAAGCCAUGAGAAAUGGCUCAUUUUAACUUUUUAUCUAGAAGAUGAUUUUAAGAUGAAUGUACAGUUUACUCAACAUAUUUAUAUCUGUUUAUACCAUUCUGUCAGUGGAUGGCACAAGAGGUGCUAGGAAACUUGCAGUGAAGGACUGGACUGUUAAACAAGCUUGUGUUCAAGUACCACAUUCAUUCUGCUCUUAACUGCAACCAAUAAAGAUUAUUUUUAAAAGAUGA